CAGCCAAGAUGGCUGACAGCAUCCCGUUAAAUCCGGUGCGGAACAACUCGAAGAGAAUCCCGUAUUACAACUCAGCCAGGCUUUCAAGAUACUCUUUAGAAGAUGAGCCCUCUAACUUGGAUGAAAUGCCCCUGAUGAUGUCGGAGGAAGGCUUUGAGAAUGACGAGAGCGACUACCAGACUCUACCCCGGGCCAGAGUCAAUCAGAGACACAGUGGCCUCGCCUGGUUCCUCCUGGGAGGAUGGAAAGUCCUGUGUGGGAGCUGCUGUGACUGUCUGGCUCAUAUAUGUCGGAGGAAGAAGGAGCUGAAGGCAAGGACAGUUUGGCUCGGCUGCCCUGAGAAGUGUGAAGAGAAGUACCCCAAAAAUGCCAUCAAAAACCAGAAAUACAACAUCAUCACCUUUGUGCCUGGGGUUCUCUACCAGCAGUUCAAGUUCUUCCUCAAUCUUUAUUUUCUAGUGGUGGCCUGCUCACAGUUUGUGCCAUCACUGAAAAUUGGAUACUUGUACACAUAUUGGGCACCUCUGGGUUUUGUGCUAGCUGUCACAAUGGUGCGGGAGGCUGUGGACGAAGUGAGACGUUAUCAGCGAGACAAAGAGAUGAACUCUCAACUCUACAGCAAACUGACAGUGAGAGGUAAAAUUCAAGUGAAAAGUUCAGACAUACAAGUUGGAGACCUGAUCAUCGUGGAGAAGAACCAAAGGAUUCCUGCAGAUAUGAUUUUCCUGAGGACAUCUGAAAAAACUGGUUCGUGUUUUAUCCGAACAGAUCAGCUGGAUGGAGAAACAGACUGGAAACUGAAAGUUGCCGUUGGCUGCACACAACGGCUGCCAGCAGUAGGGGAUCUCUUCUCUAUCAGCGCCUACGUCUACGCCCAGAAGCCUCAGCUGGACAUCCACAGUUUCGAGGGGAAUUUCACAAGGGAAGACACGGACCCACAGAUCCAUGAGAGUCUCAGCAUUGAAAACACUCUUUGGGCCAGCACCGUAGUUGCAUCUGGCACGGUGAUAGGGGUGGUGAUCUACACAGGCAAAGAGACCAGAAGCGUACUGAACACGUCCUAUGCCAAGAACAAGGUUGGCCUGCUGGACCUGGAGCUGAACCGUCUCACCAAAGCCCUGUUCCUGGCCCAGGUGGUUCUCUCUGUGGUGAUGGUUGCACUGCAAGGGUUUGUGGGUCCUUGGUUCCGCAAUCUCUUCCGAUUUGUUGUGCUUUUCUCCUACAUCAUCCCCAUCAGACACAGACCUGACUCUGAAGAUCUGGGUGGCACUCUGACACAAAACGAAAUGAUAUUCAAGCGACUCCACCUGGGAACAGUAUCCUAUGGCACAGACACCAUGGAUGAGAUCCAAAGCCAUAUAGUCCAGUCAUACGCACAGGCAACUUCCCAGCCACCCAGUGGUAGUGCCACUGGUGCCACGCCAUCGCGGAAGACCCAGGCAUCAGGCCCAAAGGUGCGUAAGAGCGUUAGCAGCCGGAUCCACGAGGCCGUGAAAGCCAUCGCCCUGUGCCACAACGUCACACCGGUGUACGAGUCGCAUGCCGGAGUAAACGGGGAGACUGAAUCUGCAGAAGCCGACCAGGACUUCAGUGAUGACAACCGCACGUAUCAAGCCUCCAGCCCAGAUGAGGUGGCGCUGGUGCGGUGGACAGAAAGCGUUGGUUUGACCCUGGUGAACAGAGACCUGACCUCCCUGCAGCUGAAGACUCCCUCUGGACAGAUUCUCUCCUUUUACAUCCUGCAGAUCUUCCCCUUCACCUCUGAGAGCAAAAGGAUGGGCAUCAUUGUUCGGGAGGAGUCAACGGGGGAUAUCACUUUCUACAUGAAGGGCGCUGAUGUUGCCAUGGCGAGCAUCGUCCAGUAUAACGACUGGUUGGAAGAAGAGUGUGGGAACAUGGCCAGAGAGGGCCUGAGGACUCUGGUGGUGGCGAAGAAGUGUUUAUCUGAGGAGCAGUAUCAGGACUUUGAGAAUCGCUACAAUCAAGCGAAACUGAGUAUCCAUGAUCGAACCCUGAAGGUCGCAGCAGUGGUGGAGAGUCUCGAGCGAGAGAUGGAGCUUCUGUGUCUGACUGGUGUGGAAGACCAGCUACAAGCGGAUGUCAGGCCCACGCUGGAGCUGCUUAGAAAUGCUGGCAUCAAGAUCUGGAUGCUGACUGGGGACAAGCUUGAGACGGCUACGUGCAUCGCUAAAAGCUCUCAUUUGGUUUCCAGGAACCAAGACAUCCACGUCUUCAGACCGGUCUCAAACAGAGGAGAGGCCCAUCUGGAGCUGAACGCCUUCAGAAGGAAACAUGACUGUGCUCUGGUCAUCUCAGGAGACUCCUUAGAGGUGUGUCUGAGGUACUAUGAACACGAGUUUGUGGAGCUGGCAUGUCAGUGUCCAGCGGUGGUCUGCUGUCGCUGCUCUCCAACUCAGAAAGCUCAGAUCGUCAGACUCCUCCAACAGCACACAGCCAACAGAACCUGCGCCAUAGGUGACGGAGGAAAUGAUGUCAGUAUGAUCCAGGCUGCAGACUGUGGCAUCGGGAUUGAAGGAAAGGAAGGGAAGCAGGCGUCGCUGGCUGCAGACUUCUCCAUCACUCAGUUUAAGCACAUUGGCCGCCUGCUCAUGGUUCAUGGCAGGAACAGCUACAAGCGUUCUGCAGCGCUUGGCCAGUUUGUCAUGCACAGGGGCAUGAUCAUCUCCACCAUGCAGGCCGUCUUCUCCUCCAUCUUCUACUUUGCCUCCGUGCCUCUGUACCAGGGUUUCCUCAUGGUCGGGUAUGCGACUAUCUACACCAUGUUUCCUGUAUUCUCCCUGGUCCUGGACCAAGAUGUGAAGCCAGAAAUGGCCCUGCUCUACCCAGAGCUUUAUAAGGACCUCACUAAGGGACGUUCAUUGUCUUUCAAGACUUUCCUCAUUUGGGUUUUGAUCAGUGUCUAUCAAGGGGGCAUCCUCAUGUACGGCGCGCUGGUGCUGUUUGAGUCGGAGUUUGUUCACGUGGUUGCCAUCUCCUUCACGGCACUCAUCCUGACUGAGCUGCUGAUGGUGGCGCUGACGAUCCGCACUUGGCACUGGCUCAUGGUGGUGGCUGAGUUCUUCAGCCUGGGCUGCUACCUCGCCUCACUCGCCUUCCUCAACGAGUACUUUGGCAUAGGCAGGGUGUCGUUGGGAGCUUUCCUUGACUUGUCCUUCAUCACGACUUGGCCUUUCCUGUGGAAGGUGUCCGCCAUCACACUCGUCAGCUGUCUUCCUCUCUACAUAAUCAAAUACCUGAAGCGCAAAUUUUCACCACCAAGCUACUCCAAGCUCUCCUCAUGAGCCAAACUGGGAUUAUGUUUUUGUUAGGUUUGUAGUUCUGUGCAGCAAUGAGCUUUGUAAUUUUCGCACUUUUUGUACACACUGGUCCUCAGUGAUGGACAGAGGAAACACUGGAACAAUCAAAAAAAAAAAAA
Molecule: messenger RNA, 3436 nt
Organism: Neolamprologus brichardi
Lineage: Eukaryota; Metazoa; Chordata; Actinopteri; Cichliformes; Cichlidae
Source: RefSeq, a predicted model, not a curated record